UUUCUCCAAAUGAGGAGCCCCGCAUUGAAGGCGCCUUCCGCCCCAGGGUGAUCCUUCCGCUCCCCCGGGCGCAACGGCCACCCCAUCGCUCCCAUUCAAUUCAACCUCCUUGAGGCAAAGAGUUUGUUCCCCCACUCAACCGGAACCCUAUAAACCCCUCCCCUCAGCUCAGGAGGCUUUCCCAGCACGCCUCUUUCUUCUUCCGUUCCGUUCGGGAGCCUCGCCCAGCGGAUUCCCGCCAGAAUGCCGGAGAUCCCCGCCGGAGUUGUCUCAGUUUCUGUGGUUUAGGUUAUCGGACGGCGAAUGAGAGAACUCGGAGCUGGUUGCUGGAAGCGAUCGUCCCAGCAGUCGAUUGCGCGUGCUAAUUUCCGACAGGAUGCCGGCCAUGUUUCUUGCUGCUGCUGAAAAUGCGGGUUUUCUGGAAGUAAACUGAGUGAGGACUGUGAGGAAUGAGAAUCAUGUGCGUCUACUUUGGUUUCUAAAAGGACCGUGCUCCGAGCUCAGAACGCAAGGAUCGAGUCAGCGGAUUUGCGGCUUUUUUCUCUGUACAAGCUUACAAUCUCUCCACUCUUUUUGCAAACCUCACUCCUCCAACGAUGAGAAAGUCGCAGUUCCCUCUAUCUUUAUGCAGCUACGGUUCCAGCGACGUACCGAUGCCGAACGCCCGAGCUUCCGCAGGGCCUGAGCUACCAAUCUGCUACUCACGCACUUUGCAAACAUGCACCGGCCUUCAACUUCGCUAUCUGGCUGCGCCUUCACCCAGCUCCCUUCAUAAUCACACGAUUCCGGACACCUUCAGAAGCUACUAUCCAGCAAGUACGAACGAAGGAAAGGUAGCCAUGACUGGUGCGUACGUGAACUGUGCAGAGUCGGGCAUUUGCUGGAGGAACUGCCAGUACGGAGACGUCGUGUUCAAUGGGAAAAAGAGGUCUGCCAGAACGUGUAGCCCCCCGGGACGGGAAGCUAGGUUGGUGGAGCCAAGGAAAAGGAAGUCUGGCCACAGCGAUGUCUCCGAGGACCCUGUGAGAGACCAACAGCAACCCAAGCCACCGGUGAGGAAGAGUCAGAAGCUUGGUGACAAAGUAAACGCUCUGCAGCAGCUCGUUUCGCCGUUUGGGAAGACGGACACGGCAUCGGUGCUCCAUGAAACGACAGUCCGCAUAAAGCAACUUCAGGACCAGAUUCAGGCGCUAAGCAUGCCGUAUUUUAAUUACAAAUCAUCAUUUUCCCGGCGGGUCUUUGACGACGACCAGUUUGAUUUGCGGAGCAGGGGGCUAUGCCUGGUGCCCGUCUCUUCUGCUAAUCAUUUCAGGGACCAGGAGAGGAGAGAUAUCAGCAUUUCUGGGAGGACUACCAUCUCUCCGUGCUUGCAUUAAUUCCCAUCACAUCGGAGUUUUCAAUUUCUUCAUGGUUUUUUCUUUUUGACUUCCCCCUCUGGCACUGGGUAAAUUAAUCGGACCAUUAAGUUAUAUAGCCAGUAGCCAUGUUCAACGAACUCAAGUAGUUUAUAACUUGACUAUUUAAGCAAAUUCACUCUCUUUCUCCGUUUUUA
Nymphaea colorata (pocket water lily) is the source of this 1552-nucleotide messenger RNA. Its product is annotated as transcription factor bHLH153-like. The record is from RefSeq and is a predicted model, not a curated record. Gene Ontology annotation, molecular function: protein dimerization activity; DNA-binding transcription factor activity, RNA polymerase II-specific; RNA polymerase II cis-regulatory region sequence-specific DNA binding. NCBI's taxonomy places the organism in Eukaryota, Viridiplantae, Streptophyta, Magnoliopsida, Nymphaeales, Nymphaeaceae. Gene Ontology annotation, cellular component: nucleus. The transcript is spliced from 12 exons. Bases 597 to 1376 code for a protein of 259 amino acids. Gene Ontology annotation, biological process: regulation of transcription by RNA polymerase II.